AGGAUCAAUUAACUGACGUGUCUCUCUGGGCGUAGGGAAUUGGAGAUAGCAAUACUGCUCGUUCUUUCCUUUUUCCGCGUCAAGAGCGGCCGAGAUGGGGAUUAAAUUCCUUGAAGUAAUCAAGCCCUUCUGUGUUAUUUUGCCUGAGAUCCAGAAGCCAGAAAGGAAGAUCCAGUUCAAAGAAAAGGUGCUAUGGACAGCUAUCACCCUUUUCAUCUUCUUGGUUUGCUGCCAGAUCCCCCUUUUUGGUAUCAUGUCAUCAGACUCUGCGGAUCCUUUCUACUGGAUGAGAGUAAUUCUGGCUUCAAACAGAGGUACACUGAUGGAGCUGGGUAUUUCUCCCAUUGUUACUUCGGGUCUCAUCAUGCAGUUGCUGGCUGGUGCCAAAAUUAUUGAAGUUGGGGAUACACCAAAAGACAGAGCUCUCUUCAAUGGGGCACAGAAAUUGUUUGGCAUGAUUAUUACCAUUGGGCAGUCUAUUGUUUAUGUAAUGACUGGAAUGUAUGGAGACCCAUCAGAGAUGGGAGCCGGUAUUUGCCUUCUUAUCACCAUUCAGCUUUUUGUUGCUGGCUUGAUAGUUCUUCUUCUUGAUGAGCUUCUGCAGAAGGGGUACGGCCUUGGCUCUGGCAUUUCCCUUUUCAUUGCCACUAACAUCUGUGAGACAAUUGUAUGGAAAGCGUUCAGCCCAACUACAGUGAAUACUGGCCGAGGCAUGGAGUUUGAAGGAGCCAUCAUUGCCCUGUUCCAUUUGCUGGCUACUCGUACAGAUAAAGUCAGAGCUCUCAGAGAAGCCUUCUAUCGUCAAAACCUUCCCAAUCUGAUGAAUCUCAUUGCCACCAUAUUUGUCUUUGCUGUUGUAAUUUACUUCCAGGGAUUCAGAGUGGACCUUCCUAUAAAAUCUGCCCGUUAUCGUGGUCAAUACAAUACUUACCCUAUCAAACUGUUCUACACCUCCAAUAUUCCCAUCAUUCUUCAGUCUGCACUGGUGUCCAACUUGUAUGUGAUUUCCCAGAUGCUUUCUGCCCGUUUCAGUGGCAAUUUGUUGGUUAGCCUGCUGGGUACUUGGUCUGACACAUCAUCUGGAGGGCCUGCUCGUUCUUACCCUGUUGGUGGACUUUGCUAUUACUUGUCACCUCCAGAGUCUUUUACUUCAGUGUUGGAAGAUCCUGUUCAUGCAGUUGUUUACAUUGUGUUUAUGCUGGGCUCCUGUGCUUUCUUCUCUAAAACCUGGAUUGAAGUCUCUGGCUCCUCUGCCAAGGAUGUUGCUAAACAACUAAAAGAACAGCAGAUGGUGAUGAGGGGUCAUAGAGAAACUUCCAUGGUUCAUGAACUUAACAGGUACAUCCCUACAGCUGCAGCAUUUGGUGGCCUCUGCAUUGGUGCCCUCUCUGUGCUGGCAGACUUCCUUGGGGCAAUUGGAUCAGGCACUGGAAUCUUACUAGCUGUUACCAUCAUUUACCAGUAUUUUGAAAUCUUUGUAAAGGAGCAGAGUGAAGUUGGCAGCAUGGGAGCACUUCUUUUCUAAAUACACUGUCCCAUGGACCCUAGGGGAGGAUGAAGUGUGUUCUUGAAUUUUAAAAAAAUCAGUUGGAACAAAUUAAAGCAUCACACUAGCAUGGGCACAUCACAUUAACAGGAACACAUUUUAAUGUUUUCCAAAGCACAUUCCUUUGGUUCAGACUUUGUUUAUACUGUUGACCUUUUUUAAAUUGUUGGAAAACAUACAAAAAAUCCUUUUUAGAAAAGAAGGCUUUUGGUUCUUAAUUAUUGCAGGAAGCUAACUUUCCUAAACUGGGUUUAAUUUGACAGUAUUCUGUUUUAAAAGAAACAAACUCCACGGAAUUUUUGAAACUUGUAGCUUCAGUAAACGGGUGUGGGAGGGGACUAAUUGGCUGCAAUAUGCUGUCUUAUUUGCAGGGGCAGUUGAGAGAGAUGUCUUAACUCUGCUGCCACCCAUACCAGUCCAGUUACUGUUGAAAGCACAGAUGUGUUCUCUUUUCCACAAGGUACUACUGAUUGGACCAGGCCUUAGACUGCCAGAGGUUUCAUCAGGUGUGCUGAUUUUUUGCCUCUGCAGUCCAUUGGCUUCUCACUAUCUCACUUUAGGGCUUGAUCAAAUGUCCUGGCCUUUCAGUAGAAGUCUCAAAUCAGUCUAGGCUACUUAAUGCCUUAAAAUUAUAAAUUGACCAGUCAUACUGUACCAAACGUGAAGCCUGCAAUUUCUUAGGCAUAUCACUGUGUUUGUAUUUUUUGUGUGUGUCCUACGGAGGGCAUGAUGCAGCAUCCCUCUUAGGAGAUAUGCUCUUCAUCAAGCAGUUCUCAUCUGCUGUCAUUUUAAAAUAAGUUAACAUCUAACCAGAUAUGGAUGCAUUCAGUUAACUUAGUGUAUGGAAGCUGCCUCAGGUGAAACUUUCAUAUUGCUCUAGAGUUAUUUUUCCCCCUCGGUAGUUCCAGAACGGUAGCUAAACAUUCUGCACAGUAUUGUCUAUGCUGAAAUAGAUUUGCCAUUUCUUACAUGCUUUUGCUUAAGCAAGUAUGAAGAAAUGGAGACAUUUCCCUGGGGACCUAGAGGUUCUUGCUUGCUUUCCAAAUUACUACUACCAAAUUGGAGAAGUAGCCGUAAAAGUCUUUAAGAAUUCCCCUCUCCCCAAUUCCUUAGACUCAGUGUCUGGUGAGAGUUGUUCAUGGUUGUAAGGUGUUACAUGUAUUGUGUAGGAUCAAAUUAAAAACAAUACUUGGUAUAAAGGAAGCCUGCAAGUAGAUUUCCCUUGGUCAGCUGACAUUGGCCCAGUUGGGAAACUUGAGAGGAUGGUGCUGAAAUAGUUUUUUAGCAAAAAGUAUGAAAGUUUCUAACAUGAUAAAAAACUGGAAUAAUGACAGCAGUUUUCAUAAAAGCUGUUAGCAGUCUAAUCCCCAUGUAGUUCAAGCUGUGCACUAGAGAGGUUUCUGUACUAUUUAUGUGGAAGAGAUUAGUCAAGUGAAAUACUGCAGUGGAGUGUCUUGAGCAGCAUGAGACUACUGCCGGGGAGGUGCAGGCUGGAAUUGGUUAAAUAAUGGGGUAGAGAAAUGGUUGGCUUUAAAGAGAGAAAAAUCAGGCUUUUGUUUUAUUUAUUUGAAACAUUUCUGUGCCAACUUUCCACCCAACUCAGAGUACCCAAGGCAGCAAGCAUUAAAUCAGCAUUUAAAAUACAACUAUCUAAAACAAUUGGGUGAAACUUAUAAACACACAAACAGGAAGGCUAAGAAGAGUUAGUGAAGGAACACCAAACAAAACAAGUCUUCACUUGCUGGUGGAGGACAAUGGUAAAGGGAGAUAAUCAAGUCUCCCUGUGGAGAGAGUUGCAACGUUUCAGCACCAGGACUCAGAAUGCCCUUUCUCAGGUUGCCACUUGUGUAGCCUCAGAUGAUGUACUCACCCCAAACACAACCUCUGAAGCUAACUGGAGUGUGAUUGGGUAGAUUUACAUGGGAACAGAUGGUUCUUAAGGUAUGUUGGUUUUAAGCUCUAUCGGGCUUUAAAGGUCAAUGCCAGCAUCCUGAAUUGGGCAUGGGUGCAAAUUGGGAGCCAGUAUAGAUUGAACUAGACUGGAGUGAUAGGGUCCUUACAACCUUCUCGAAUCAGCGUUCUGGCUGCGGCAUUCUGUACCAACUGUAGCUUCCAUUUAGUCUUCAAGGACAGCCCCUUCCCCUUGUAGAACCUGUUUCAGUAAUCUAUUCUAGAUGUUCUCAGGGCAUGCACCACAAUGGCAAGUUCUUUUUAGGCCAACUGCUCUCAGUUCUGGAGCUGGACUAGGAAUUUUUUAUUUCUUCUUUCUGUAUGAUCUGAAUAGACUGUGGACCUGCAUUUCUUUAAAAUCUUGUGAAAGGCAUGCUUUGUAUAUUUCAUGUCCCAUGAUUGGAUCCUUUGUAUAUUAUUUCUAGUAAGUGCACCUAGGUCCUGACCUGGAUAGCUCAGGUGAGCCUGAUCUCGGUGGAUCUCAAAAGCUAAGCAGGGUCAGCCUUGGUUAGUAAUUGGAUAGGAGACCUCCAGUGAAGACCAGGGCUGUAGAGGCAGGCAAUGGCAACCCACCUCUGUUAGUCUCUUGCCAUGAGAACCCCACCAGGGGUCGCCACGAGUCACCUAUGACUUGUGGGCACUCUCCAUUACCAAGUGCAGCCAGAAGAAACAGCUGGAGUGUCACAAGCAAGAUACAAUACUCAGAAGGCCUUGCUUGUUCACUUAAGUGCUCUGGGAAGAAUUAGUCAAUAAGCUAUCUAGACAAAACUACAGGCUUAAAAAUAAAGAGCACUAUGAAUCUGAGCCAAUAGAGCUAAUAUGGAAUAGGCAUUACAUAUUCAUUUAAAGUCAUACAAGAACAGUCUGCUGUUAGUAUUGUGGUUGCUGCAUUCUGGACCAAAUGUACAUCAGCAGCAGCAACCUUUGAUUGGCAUUUAUUAAAAAAAAAAUUAAUCAGUCAGAGCAAAACCAAAGUACAGCAAAAUCAAUUGACAGAAGAAUUAACCAUAUACUAACCAAAUGUAGUUUCCAAAAGCAGCCCUCUGAGUGCAUUACCAAUAAUUUAAGUUACCAGUGCGACAGUGGUCAAUCUUUUUUCCAUUGAAAAGGUCACAGGUGGAGGACCAGUCUAAGUUAAGCAAAAGAGUUGUCCUAAAUAUCUGUAACAACUCUCACUCCAUUCUUAGCAAUGCAUUUAUCACAAUUUUUUUACUUCUGGAUGAAAUGUUUGAUUCCCCCCCCCCAAACAACAAUCUUUUGCGAGAGUCUCCCAACCUUCAGAAGUAGAUAUUUGGGAGGCUCAGUGGACUGCUGUAGCAGGAGUAGGCCUGCUCUGCUUGGGGUACUGGAUUCAACCUACAUACCGUGUCUCCCAAUGAUCUUUCACUCUUUUAAAUCGAAUGCCACAUUGUAUUAUACUUUAUAUUGCCUAAUGGCCUUGAAAAUAGUUCUCAGCAUACAUACAGCUCUAUAUAAAUGCUAUAAUUUUUAUGAUAACCCUAUUAUCACAGAUCAUUUUGUGGAAGGGGCAGGCUGCCCUGAGUACCUUGUCUAAGGUCAGUUAUAAGCUGAUAGCAGAUUUGGGAUGGACUUUUCUUGAUUUUACACUUCAGUCCCUAGGCCAUGGUAACACACCAGCUCUCAAGCAAUAGAGAUCAAACCUGACAUUGUCUUUGCAAUGCAUUAGAUUGUGAUUGCAGGUGCCAACUUUUAUUCUGAUAGCUGUUUUCAAGGGAGAUGCCACACUGCUUUUGUUUUGUAAUUUUCUCCUCUUAACCCCUACCCACCAUGGGUGUAGAAUUGGCAAAACAGAAGCUGUGAAUUAGAGGUUAAAACAGUGGAGAAAAAUAAUAUACUGUAGAUGAAUAUCCCUUUAAAACAGCAUGUCUUGGGCAGGAAAGCUCAGUCUUGGUGUCUUCAAACAAUGACCGGCUUUUAUGUGGAAGCUGGUUAUGCACAGGAAAUUGCUGCAUUCCAUAUGUGGCCUGUAAUGUGACAGUCGUACCUGUGUGUAUUUAGCUUGUACAUACAUGUGGUAGGAUGGUGGAAGAGAGCACAGUUUCUACUCAGUGCAUGCAGUGAUUUUAUGAGUUGUGUGGAAUUCUGUGAUUUCUUCCAUGAACAUGGUUUUGAGAAGGUGUGAAGCUGCCUUUCUGUGGACUUCCAUUGCUAUGAUACUAAACACAUUUUAAACAGCCUAGAAGAACUGUACCAGUGUUUCAUUAAGAGGGGCUGGUGUGCCAUCAUGAAGUUCUUUCUGUUUCGGGAAACAAAGUUCCUCCUUGUCAGGAAAAAGAUAUAUAUGUUUAAACUAUAGGAAGUAAGCUACUUGCUCUGCUUUGUCUUGAGAAAGACAGAAUGAGACCGAGAAGCAAAGUGCUAUUAUUUCAAUCAAAUACAUCUUUAUUCACUAUCUUUGUGCUCUUACAUGUGAGAUGUAGGACCAACAACACUCCGUUCCAGAGUGUAUGAGUAUGGCUUAAAGUAGUUCCCCUUAAAUAAAAAAAAAACUUUUAAAAACCACCCCUUUACUUGUUAGUCUUCAAGAUUUCUUCCUACCAGAUAUGUCAAAUAUCAGGAAACCAUUUGCCUAUUUUUAAUUUUGAUAAUUUGUUUCUCACUUGUAGGAAAUGCCUCUGACAAAUAUAGAAAGAACACUGAAGAUGAGCAGGCAGUGUGCUUAUGCUUUGGCUAUUUAUUUUUUUAAAAUAUUGCUUUAGCUUCAGAGUGACAAUGGAGAGCAACAUGUGUGUGAUGGUUUUAGAGAUACAGUACAAAAGAAGAGUAGAAUGAGGUAUCUUCUUAAGCCUCCCCUCUGUUUAUGUGACUUGAAUUAAAUGCCCAGUCCAGGA
Messenger RNA from Eublepharis macularius, 6348 nucleotides. It is a transcript of the gene SEC61A1, whose product is annotated as SEC61 translocon subunit alpha 1. The record is from RefSeq and is a predicted model, not a curated record. Gene Ontology annotation, biological process: SRP-dependent cotranslational protein targeting to membrane, translocation; post-translational protein targeting to membrane, translocation. Gene Ontology annotation, molecular function: ribosome binding; transmembrane protein transporter activity; signal sequence receptor activity. The transcript is spliced from 12 exons. Gene Ontology annotation, cellular component: membrane; Sec61 translocon complex. NCBI's taxonomy places the organism in Eukaryota, Metazoa, Chordata, Lepidosauria, Squamata, Eublepharidae. Bases 95 to 1525 code for a protein of 476 amino acids.